AGUGCUGCUGUCUACGAGGAGUGCGUUUGAUUGUUGCAGGGCUCAAUGGCGGACGGAGCUGGGUAGUCGUUUAGCACCGAGGACAAUAACAGCAGCAGUAUUUUCUCUGGAGGCGCGACUCUGUCCGCUGCUGCGUGCUCCUACGGGGCGUCAGUAACGUGUGCUGGGCCCGCUGAAACACACGGACCAACGUCUGUCCUCUUUGCUGAUCCUCUCCAUUUCCAAGUGCUAAGAAGUUCACACUGCUCAUGGUGGCUCAGUGAGGCAGCUAGCUAACGAGCAAACCAUGGGGGACUCUCUUGAACUGAUAGGGAAGCGCCUGCUCUUGCACCUGGGAGACGGUAGGUCCGCGAAUGGGUCGGAGCCGAAGCUGGUGACACAGGAGCGGGACUGGCUGCGGGGCACGGUCCGCGCAGUCAGCGUCAUGGGUCUGGGUGCACCGGAGACGAGCGGCGGAGAGGGGACAACAACCUCCGCUGCAGGACUCACGGUGUUUGUUGAGUUUGAGAAUGCCACACAGCGCUGGUCAUGGGUGAAGGUGUAUGGUGAAGGGGUGAAGGCUGUGCUGCUGGAGGACACUGUUGUUUGGGCGUCAUAUCGCAAUGGGACUGGAGCAACAGGGUCCACAGCUGUUGUGUGGCCAGCUCUUGCUUUUCGCUCCUUGGUGGACAGAGUGGGGUUAGGAUCACUUGUUCCUGUGAUGUAUUUUGCACAUAACAAUUUGGACUUCCUACCUGAUAAAAACUCAAUUCAGAGGUUUGAGAUUGAAAAGGAUAUUAGACACCCCAUGUUGUUGGAGAACCCUUCACUUCAUGCUGCCAUUUCCAGCUGGUGUAAUGAUUUUGAACUACAAGAGAUCUUUAGGAAGGGAUCAUACACCAUCCAAGGACGCAGAGUUCGUGUGUACCAGCCUGAAUUUGAAGAGUGCUGGGCUUUGGGGCUAGUUUCACAACAUGACCCUGUCUCACACAUUAUGGAGAUUACUUUAGACAAGGGAAAAGAACCGCAAACGGUGGAUCCUCGUGUUAUUCAUGUGAUGUUGGUUGGAGAUGAGAUUGCCAAAAAUGGACGGAAAUGCAGUGAAACAAUGAAAGGUGAUAGUGGGCGCAGACGGAGGACUGCCUCAGAAACUGAGGACGACUUGAAUCUCAAGCGUUUUAAAGGAGCAGCUGAGGGGCGGAGCAGUGUCCCCCAGGAGGGAGUGGGUAUGUGGGGCAGUGACUCUGGAGUCAGCAGCACUACUAAAAAUGGGGGCUCCAUUGAUGGAAAUGUACCCAAAGUAUUGUCCCCUCAUCUCGCAUUUCCAGGACAUAUUAAAGAAAAUGGACGCCUACAUGUAUCGCAUGGUGCGGCAGACUCCACUUCAAACCCAGCUCACACUGCAGUCCCCCCUCCCCUCAAACCGGCACCUUCCCCCUUCUCCACCACCUCUUUCCCUUCUCUGGGGCAGAUGCCGAGCCUGGUCCCUGGAGCUCCGGCUCCUAAGCCGCCACCCUCAGUGCAGCCAGAGAGAGAGGACCUGACUCAGUCUGCGUUCACUAAAACAACUCCACAGGUCUCCCCGGGGCCCGUGUCCAUCUCCUGGUCUGCACAGGACAGCAGCCAGAGUGUCGCACUUUCUGCGUCUGCAGCUUACACUAAAGCUCCUUCCUGGGGAACACCCACUGAGAAUUCGAAGGCUCUGGGUUUUCGUGUCCCACAACAAGCUUCAAGUGUGUUUGGAGAGAGUAAUUCUCAACUGAAUGGAGCCACUCCCGCAACUACACCGGACUCAUCCAGACCCUUUGGGUUUGGGUUUGGGACUGCAAAAAAUGGGACUCAACCAGAUCAAAAUUUGUUUAUGCAGUGUAUGAACUCAGGCUCGACCUCAAGUCUAAUGUCAGGUCCAGCCAAGGACACCAAUUACUUCACAGCAAUCUCUGAGAGCCUUAACAAGGACCCCCUGACCCUGUUCAAACCAGGGAACGAUGGACUGAAGAAGCAAGAGCAAUCUAAAGUGCCUGAGAACCAUUCAGCGGGAAAUGGGGUGCUCAACACUUCUGUAGCAUUCCCGACUGUUCCCACUCUGGGCAAAAAUGUUGCUCCUUCUGCAGCUCAAGCCGCUUCUAAGAGAAAUGCCAAUAAUGGAUCCGUAGGUGGGACUGUGUCACAGACUGGCUUUAACGUUACAGAGAACCACCAGAACCUUUUUCUACAAGGCACAAAUGACUCCACAAACCCUUUUCUAACCUCAUCCUCCCACACAGCCUUUGCUGAUCUUUCUGGUACUAACCUUCAGACUUCUUCAGACAGUAAGCCAAAUCUCUUCACAAUGACUGAACCCCCUAAAGCCAUCAUUACAUCCCAGUUUCCUGCCAGUUCAUCUUUACCCAACACGCCCUCCACUUCAGCACCAAUCCCAUCUCAGAGACCACAGAGUGACAAUAGUGUCUCUAAGGAGUCAUCGCAGGAGACACCUCUCCCUUCGUCCACGUCAGGGGACACCGGGCCUGACAGUUCUGGUCCCAGUGCCAUGGCGGACGAGCCUGUGUCUUUUGACCAGCCACAGAAGUUUGAGGAAAGAGGCCAGUCGUCUAAACGAGACUCUGAGUCCAGCGACAACAGUGACCUGUCCGAUCUGAGCGAGAAUGAGGAGGGACCAGAGAAGGGCCGUGGGCCAGACCAGCCCCAGGAGGCUGACAGCGUGCAGCAAAAGAGCAAAGCAGCAGCCAAAAGCCGCCCUCGGAACAAAUCUAUCAAAGUGGGCCAGUCAGUGCUCAAAGACCAGAGCAAGGUGCGUCGUUUGAAACAGUCUGGAGAGUCCUUCCUUCAGGAUGGCUCCUGUAUCAAUGUGGCUCCUCAUCUGCACAAAUGCCGUGAGUGUCGUCUGGAAAGAUACCGAAAAUAUCGCAAUGGGGACGAAGACAGUGACGAGGAAGAUGACCCCAAUGUAGCCUGCCGCUUUUUUCAUUUUAGAAGAUUGGCAUUCACUCGUAAAGGUAUACUCCGAGUUGAGGGUUUCCUCAGUCCCCAACAAAGUGACGCGAUGGCUAUGGGCCUUUGGCUGCCCAGCCCAGCAGUCCAGGAGGGUCUGGACCUGGACACAUCCAAGUACAUUUUGGCCAAUGUUGGAGACCAGUUUUGUCAGUUAGUCAUGUCUGAGAAGGAGGCAGUAAUGAUGGUUGAACCUCAUCAAAAAGUGGCAUGGAAGCGUGCAGUGAGAGGAGUCCGAGAAAUGUGUGAUGUUUGUGAAACCACUUUGUUCAACAUCCACUGGGUUUGUAGAAAGUGCGGUUUUGGGGUCUGUCUGGACUGCUAUCGGCUUCGCAGAAGCAAACCUCAAGAAGAUAUAGAGGAAAGCCUAGAAGAUGAGGUAUUUUCUUGGUUAAAGUGUGCCAAAGGCCAGCCACAUGAGCCACAAAAUCUCAUGCCCACACAGAUCAUUCCUGGGACAGCUUUGUACAACAUUGGAGAUAUGGUUCAUUCAGCGAGAGGCAAGUGGGGUAUUAAGGCCAACUGUCCUUGUACCAGUCGACACACAAAGUCUCUAGUGCGCCCUUGUGCCCCCAACGGGAUUUCACAGUCUGCAGUACACAGUGGCAGUACUGCUCCAAAAGCGGAAGUCGAAGUAUCAUCCAAACUAGAGCCAGAACCGGGCAUCUCAGAGAGCUCCUCUGCAGAGACUGUGAGCAGUUCUAGCUCCAGCAGUAGCACCUCCACACCUCAUCCACAUGCCCAGGCCUCCACUAAAGAGCCCCGCCCAGCAGAGGGCAACAGCUCCGCUCUGCACUGGCUAGCAGACCUGGCUGCACAAAAGUCUAAGGAUGACUCCAAGGAAUCUGGUUCCCUGCGCUCCAUGAUGAGUCGAGAAAGUCGCCCUCCUUUUGGUCUGGACUCACUUGGUGCCCUGUCAAAGCCUUCUGCGUCCAGUCCAAAGCUGUUUAACAGUCUGCUGUUGGGCUCCAGUGCAUCACAGUCCAAACCAGAGGGCUCCAGUCUGAGAGACCUGCUCAACUCUGGCCCAGGAAAACUGCAGCAGGGGCCAGGGGACAGUGGUGUGCCAUUCCCCUCUGUCUUUACCUCAGCAGGGAGUGAUAAAAUGAAGAGUAGCUUGCCAAACUUUCUGGACCACAUUAUCGCCUCAGUUGUAGAGACGAAGAAGGCCGAAGGGCGGCGCAGCGGGAGCUCAGAAGGGGGGGAGAUGAGUGUUUUAGGGGGCCGCAAGGACGGAGUGAUUGGACUUAGUGUUUUGGAACCUCACACCUCACACACGUGGCUUUGCGAUGGCCGCCUACUGUGCUUACAAGAUCCUGGGAACAGCAACAACUGGAAGAUCUUCAGAGAAUGCUGGAAACAGGGUCAACCCGUGUUGGUAUCUGGAAUACACAAACGCCUGAAAUCUGAGCUGUGGCGACCAGAAGCCUUCAGUGAGGAGUUUGGAGACCAGGAUGUUGACCUGGUCAACUGUAGAAACUGUGCUAUAAUCUCGGACGUAAAGGUGCGCGACUUCUGGGACGGCUUCCAAGUCCUCAACAGUGAGUGCACACAGCUUACAUUUACGUUUCUCUUCAUGUGUCCUGGUCGGAUAGUUGCAUUUUGUUUUGUGACUGCAGAGCGUCUGCAGGAUAAUGAGGGCAAUCCUAUGGUGCUGAAAUUAAAAGAUUGGCCUCCAGGAGAGGACUUCAGAGAUAUGAUGCCAACACGAUUUGAUGAUUUGAUGGAAAACCUUCCCCUACCUGAAUACACAAAAAGAGAUGGUCGUCUAAACUUGGCUGCCCGCCUGCCCAACUUUUUUGUCCGCCCCGACCUUGGGCCCAAAAUGUACAACGCCUAUGGCUUGACAUCUACAGAGGACCGGAAAGUGGGCACCACUAACCUCCAUCUGGAUGUGUCUGAUGCUGUUAAUGUCAUGGUAUAUGUGGGCAUUCCUCAAGGGGACACAGAGUCAGAGCAAGAGGCUGAUUUGUCUGGACGCCAAGAGGUCAUUGCCACCAUUGAAGAAGGUGAUGUGGAUGAGAUGACGAAGAGGAGGGUGUACGAGGGGAAGGACAAACCUGGAGCUCUGUGGCACAUCUAUGCUGCUAAAGACGCAGAGAAGAUCCGAGAACUGCUCCGCAAGGUGGGCGAUGAGCAAGGUCAAGAGAACCCGCCAGACCACGACCCCAUUCAUGAUCAGAGCUGGUACUUGGAUCAAGUGCUCCGGCGCAGACUCUAUGAAGAAUAUGGGGUUCAGGGAUGGGCCAUUGUACAGUUCUUAGGAGAUGCCGUAUUUAUCCCUGCGGGGGCUCCUCACCAGGUCCACAAUUUGUACAGUUGUAUUAAAGUGGCGGAGGACUUUGUAUCUCCUGAACAUGUGAGGCAUUGUUUCAGACUGACACAGGAGUUUAGACACCUGUCCACCACUCACACAAACCACGAAGACAAGCUACAGGUGAAGAACAUCAUCUAUCAUGCAGUGAAGGACGCUGUGGGGACAUUAAAAGCCCAUGAAUCUAAACUAACUCGUCCUUAGGCCCUCUGUCCCAGGACGACCAACCUCUGCACCGCUCUUACUACACCUCAUACUGACAGUACCACAGUGACAUAUUUACAGGCUACAGACUACAGGACUAGAAUGUAGGUUUUCAGGGGGUGGGGCUAUAAAGAUUGGGGUGGAAAAAAAAGAGCAUAUUUGUUUUUGGCUCUUGGAUGAAGGAAUUCCUUUAUCAACAUAAAAUAUAUGCUCUUACUUGUCUAGUUGUUUUUUAAUUUGUUUUUGUUAACUCUGUAUUUAAGGUCAGUGUGUUUGUUCUGUUGUUAUUGUGUAAGUAAGAUGUGAAGGGAUGUAAGAGAGCAUUGCAACCACACAGGAGACUGGGAUAAAGCACGUACUGGACUAACUGAGUUUAUUGCCUACGUAGGUUCAAGGCUAACCCCUUUUGUAGACUUUUAAGUUUUAAGUGGCUGAGUGUUUCUGCCCACAGUGGCCUAAAUGAAAAUGAGAAACGAAGGGAUUCAGACCAAAGUUUUGUAUUUUGAGUUUUCUUAUUUCACUUUUUAUACGCCUGACAUGAGUGAUCACAAAAUUAUAUACAGGAGAAACAUUUAAGGAAUGGUUUAAAUCAACCAUUAUUUUCACAUGGGCUGAACUAUAUACAGACUUUCAACCAAUUCAAAACACAAUUUCAGCUGAACAGAACUACUGGCCAUUUACAUUGUAUCAAUAUAUAUAUUGAUCUUAGCGGUCUCUUUGAUUUUUCACAAUAAAGUUUACAAAAAUGUUAA
Messenger RNA from Boleophthalmus pectinirostris (great blue-spotted mudskipper), 6243 nucleotides. It is a transcript of the gene kdm3b, whose product is annotated as lysine (K)-specific demethylase 3B. Gene Ontology annotation, molecular function: histone H3K9 demethylase activity; transcription coregulator activity; chromatin DNA binding. The coding region runs from base 287 to 5491 and encodes 1734 amino acids. NCBI's taxonomy places the organism in Eukaryota, Metazoa, Chordata, Actinopteri, Gobiiformes, Gobiidae. Gene Ontology annotation, cellular component: histone deacetylase complex; chromatin. The transcript is spliced from 24 exons. The record is from RefSeq and is a predicted model, not a curated record. Gene Ontology annotation, biological process: regulation of transcription by RNA polymerase II.